Molecule: messenger RNA, 1536 nt
Organism: Episyrphus balteatus (marmalade hoverfly)
Lineage: Eukaryota; Metazoa; Arthropoda; Insecta; Diptera; Syrphidae
Product: carboxypeptidase Q-like
Exons: 8
Coding region: 32-1492 (486 amino acids)
Biological process (GO): peptide catabolic process; proteolysis
Molecular function (GO): metallodipeptidase activity
Source: RefSeq, a predicted model, not a curated record
UUUGGUUAGAGUUCAGUUCUAAAGCUUCAUCAUGCACGGAAGCAUGCUUCUUCGUUUUGUACUUAUAACCUCGGCAAUAGUCUUACAAUUGGCCUCAUCUAAUGUUAUAAUUCAAAAAGUUGAGGAAAAAGUUGAAAACGAAUGUAAUUUAUCAGAAAAUUUAAUAAACGAAAUACGUGGUUACAAAAAUGUAGUUUUGAAAAUAACCGAUCAGAUUUUAAAUGGCAAGUUUAAAGGAGAAGUCCAUAAGAGUCUUCAGACCUUUACGGACAAAUUUGGUUCAAGAAUGGCAGGAUCAGAUUCAUUGGAGAAAUCUAUAGAUUAUAUGGAAGCUUUGCUCAAAAAUGAAGGACUCGAAAAUGUUCAUACUGAAGAAGCUAAAGUGCCUCAUUGGAUAAGGGGCUAUGAAAGCGCUACUCUGGUUCUGCCAAGAAAGGCUAAGAUAGGACUUUUAGGACUUGGAACAAGUGUAGGAACACCCCAAGGUGGUAUCAUCGCUGAUGUGGUGGCUGUGCGAACCUUUGACGAGCUACGAAAAUUACCCGAUUCAAAGGUUAAGGGAAAAAUUGUUGUAUUUGCACCCGAGUGGGAAGGAUAUGGCGCAACAUCAAAUUACAGGAAAUCCGGUGCAAGUGAAGCUUCAAAAAAAGGUGCCAUUGCUGCGCUAAUACGUUCAGCAACACCAUUUUCGAUUGGAUCACCCCAUACUGGCUCGCAAACGUAUGAUCAAGGAGUAAGGAAAAUACCAGCUGCAUGUAUAACAGUUGAAGAUGCCGAAAUGAUUUGGCGAAUGUAUAACGAAGGAGAAACUGUUCAAAUUCACCUAGAAAUGGAUGAUUAUAAUUUAGAACAAGUCACUUCACGAAAUACAGUAUCUGAAUUGCAGGGAUCGAAGUCUCCAAACAAGUCUGUGGUUAUAUUGUCAGGCCAUUUGGAUAGUUGGGAUGUUGGUGUUGGAGCAAUGGAUGAUGGAGGUGGGGCUUUUAUCUCAUGGAAAGCUGUGAAAUUCCUUAAAGAUAUGGGUCUCAGGCCAAAACGAACAAUUCGAUCUAUUUUAUGGACUGCUGAGGAAUAUGGUUAUUAUGGAGCUAAGGCAUAUGAGAGAGAACAUAAGAAAAAUGAAGCUGAAGAAUUCAACUUUUUAAUUGAAUCAGAUACUGGUACAUUUGAUCCAGUUGGAUUAGCCUUUACAGGAAAUAAGGAAGCAGAGUGUAUAUUUAGAGAAAUCUUAAGCUUGAUGAUCCCUCUUAACGCCACACAAUUCGAUACACCUGCUAGUGCACCUGAUCUAUCAGUUUGGAUUAAUCGCGGAUUUCCAGGAGCUUCACUGUUGAACAAAAAUGAUAAAUAUUUUUGGUUCCAUCAUACACAAGGUGAUUCGAUGUUAGUUGAGGAUCCUGGCAGCUUGGACCGUGGUGUAGCCUUGUUUGCUUCAACUGCAUAUAUCAUUGCAGAUUUAAGUAUUGAUAUUCCCAAAGUUAUUAAAAAUUAAAAUAAAAUUUACUUUGAUUUAUUUUUAAUAAAAAUUCAAUUCAG